Messenger RNA from Sceloporus undulatus (fence lizard), 2622 nucleotides. RefSeq names its product ADP ribosylation factor like GTPase 8A (gene ARL8A). The record is from RefSeq and is a predicted model, not a curated record. Gene Ontology annotation, cellular component: lysosomal membrane. Bases 88 to 648 code for a protein of 186 amino acids. Gene Ontology annotation, molecular function: GTP binding; GTPase activity. The transcript has 7 exons. NCBI's taxonomy places the organism in Eukaryota, Metazoa, Chordata, Lepidosauria, Squamata, Phrynosomatidae. Gene Ontology annotation, biological process: protein transport; anterograde axonal transport.
UCAGAGGCAGAGAAGGAGGAGGAGGGCGGCUGGUUCCGGGGCGGAGGCUGGGGCCUGGCGGUGCUGCUGCGCGAUCGGGGGGCAAGGAUGCUGGCGCUCUUCACCAAGCUGCUGGACUGGUUCCGGGCGCUGUUCUGGAAGGAGGAGAUGGAGCUGACCCUGGUGGGGCUGCAGUACUCCGGCAAGACCACCUUCGUCAACGUCAUCGCGUCGGGGCAGUUCAAUGAAGAUAUGAUUCCAACGGUGGGCUUUAAUAUGAGGAAAAUCACCAAGGGGAAUGUCACCAUAAAGCUCUGGGACAUUGGGGGCCAGCCUCGUUUUCGUAGCAUGUGGGAGCGGUACUGCCGUGGAGUCAGUGCCAUAGUAUAUAUGGUUGAUGCUGCAGACCUGGAGAAGAUUGAAGCCUCAAAGAAUGAACUUCACAAUCUGCUUGAUAAGCCACAGCUCCAGGGUAUUCCUGUCCUAGUUCUUGGGAACAAGCGAGAUCUCCCUGGUGCCUUGGAUGAGAAGGAGCUCAUUGAGAAGAUGAACCUAUCUGCCAUCCAGGACCGAGAGAUCUGUUGCUAUUCAAUCUCUUGCAAAGAAAAGGACAACAUUGACAUCACCCUACAGUGGCUUAUUCAGCACUCAAAGUCCCGGCGAAGCUGAGAGCUCUUUGGCCAGAUCUUGGAUCGGGAAGAUGCCAUUGUAAAAGCCCAAACGCACCUCCUCCUUCCUCUUUCCCCCAUCUCCUGCUCUUUCCAUCCCUCUUGCCCACCUUCCUUUCCAUAGAUGGGUAUUUUUAGGGGACCCCAGACUCCUCUUCUGCUGAGAUUGAACUCCUGUUUUUAUUGUAAAGAAACUGUCUGCCCCUCUCCCUUUGCUCCUUACUCUGGUUUUGGCACUGUUCUGUUGUUGUUGGUGUGUGUACAGUAUAUAUAUAUAUAUGUAUAUAUAUUUUAAUUUUUUAAUUUAAGCAAUUAACGCUGUUACUAAAAGGGGCCUGUGAGCUAUCAAAGGGGCAGUGACAAACAAGGUGUGGCAGGGAACUAUCAAACACAGUAUUGGGAGUGUCACAAGCAGCCACAGGGCAGUUGGGCCCUUGCUGGGAAUGGAGCAUGGCUUUGGACCCAAGAGACCUCCUCCCUUUCUCUCUUCCCUUUCUCCCUCUGUGUCAGAAUCUAAUGCUGUCUGCCCUCUCUGCUUCUUUCUCUGCUGCUCCAAGCUGCGCAGUGGUACGGGUGUAGGAUGAGCCUCUGGAAAAGGCUUAUAGAGCAGUAUUGUUCACAUUUAGUCUUCUGGUCUGAGGCUUUAGAGGCGAGUCAGUGCCAUCUCAUUCCCCCUGCCCCCAAACCCUGGGUCAGUUAAAAAGCAACUCUAUGGUUUUUCAACCAGCAGGAUGUUAAGUUCACACUAUAUGAGCUUUGUCUCCCUCUCAGCUAGUUCCUGAGAUACCUGUGUAUCCUCAGCUGCCACUGUCCUGCACCAACCCAUAUCUGAUACAGAUUGGGACUCUCAGUUUUUGCAAGCCUGUUUGCUAGUCUCCCUUCCCUUUGAAGCUGGAGUCUUUCUGUAGUUAUGGGAUCAGCGCCUAAGCAGAAGUACAGAGUGGGAUAUAUACACACACAAACAAAAUGGUUGUGUAGAGGCACAAUCUUGGCCUAGUUUGUUUUGUGUGCUGCCAAAGAAAUCAGAUCUGAAGUGCCAGGGCUCAUGAAGACUCUGUUCCAAGGCCUUCCCUUCACAAAAAUCCCGGUGUGGAUUUUUCAGCUUAUGUGGGGUGGACAGGUUCUCCGGGAUGCUCACUUCAGAUCUUGGACUCCUUUGAUGUGUAUUAUAGAGCAGAAAUGACAGGAGAUGGAGAUGAUACUAUGUCCAGUUUGCAAGUGUUUUCACAGCCCAUAGCCUGGUCUCUUUAAGAGCAAUGACUGCAAGUUGGUGUGAGGCCUUUUUGGUUCUACGUUAAUAUAGUUGAACAGGAUCAGGGGGAUCUUGACCUUUUGUGUGUGCACACAAGUUUGCUUGAUAAAUUUGUGCUUCACUGUGUGCUGGACAAAGCAGGACCAGAGUUUCUAGCUAAUGGCAGUGGUAGGAAGCGGGGAAGAGGAUAUUCCUGAACGGGGGGUUACAUGCAGGCUGGCAGAGCUGGCCAGUGUCGUGUGUUAGCUGUCUACUCAACCUUGAGAUUUCCAGGAACUGCAGCAGGGUAUGUAGGAAGGGGGCUAUGUGAAGACUUAUCAGGCUUCAUGUGUUAGCCCCUUUGUCUCCCUGUUAAGGGCAGCUGAUUAUAGGCCACAGGGGCCCCAUGUCUUCCCCUGCCCUGCUAAAGCAAUGGACAGAUGUGAAACUGCACAGCCCUUCCUGCCCUUGCCUGGCCUUUUCCUGUGCAGAGUUGCUUCUGAGGUGGGGGGGGGAGGCUUUCUAAUUGCAUCUUUUCUUCCCACCCUUCCUGUUCUCGUUUUCACAGAAUUGCACAAGGAGAUAUUUUACUUUUUUUAAUUUAAUGAACUGUAAAGUGUCAUUUAUUCCUUUUUUAAAAUAUAUUUUGGCUCAUAUUUUGACCUUCUCUGUUGGGAAAUGAAUCUUGUAACAGUACUUUUUUUUUGCCUCCUAAUAACAAUAAAUUAACAAUUUUGUGUUGGU